UUCUGCGUCACUCUCUCUCUCUCUCCUUCGUGUAUUUUGUUUUUAUUUUUCUCCCCAUUUUUUUUUGUUUACUGCUUCGUGUUUCUCGCUGUGUGCGUCCCCAAUAUGACACCGUAAUGACCCUAUCUCGAACCCUAAUUCCAUAAUCGGACCCUCUCCCUCACUCAAUCGCUCUCGCCGGACACUCUUUUCAAUAAAGCACAUUUUCUGGUAGUGAUUGCUAAGAAGAGUUCACACAGCUGUCAAAGACUCGGAGUUUAUCCCAAAAAGACAUCGGGUGGAGUGAGGGGCUCAUUCGGUAGUGGUAGUGAUUGCUAAUUCAUAGUUGGUAACAUUUCCUCUUAAAAUUUGUGUGCGGAGACGUAUAAAUAUGGAGCAGGAAGACAGCAAGGGAACCGAGAAUUCCCUUGAAGUGCCUUCAAAUCCUCAGUCAUCAGAAAAAGAUAGUAGCAAUGAGACAAGUCCUCCUGAAGGAUCCAAUAAAUCAGAGACUGACGGAUCCAAUAAACCAGAGACUGAAGGAUAUAAUAAACCAGAGACAGAAGGAUCUGGUAAGCUGGAGCCUGAUGGAUCCGGUCAACUGGUGACUGAGGGAUCCAGUCAACCAGAGCUGCAAGGAUCUAACGCACCAGAGCCGAAAGGAUCUAGUCAAGGAGAGUUGGGUAAGAAAAAAACUAAACGAGUGUUGAAGGUCAAAAGAAUCCGCAAGAAAUCAGCUAACACUGCUAAAGUAAAGGCAAAUGGAAACAAGUCCUUGCAAAAUGAUGGCAAGAAUAAGACAGUUCCUGUUGAAGGAUCUAAUAAACCAAAUGCUGAAGAAUCUACUAAACUGGAGCUUGAUGGAGCCAGUCAGCAAGAUCCUCAAGGAUCUAGUCAGCAAGAUCCUCAAGGAUCUAUUCAACCAGAGCCAAGUGACAAGAAUACUCCACGAUCAUUGAAGGCCAAAGCUAAAAUUGUUAAGAAAUCUAAAAAUGUUAAGGAAAACGGUUUACAACAGAUUCAUGGUAAAGAUAGAAAGUGGAAGAAGAACAAGAAGGUAGUUGGAAAGACCGACGAGCAACCUAAAGGGAAGAAUUUGGAGGUUGAAAAGAGUGAAGAGAAAGAAAGUCCAAAUAAGAGGACUAGUGACAAAGGUCCUAUUGAGAAGAAGCAUGAAGCUGAAAGAAGUAAGAUCGUAGAGUCAAAUAAGAGUGAGCCAAAACAGAAUAAUAAAGAGAAGCAUAGAGGGGCAGACAAGGGUUCUAAGAGUAGAGCAAAUAAAGAUAAGCAUGGUGGCAUGGAAAAUACCAGAUCAAGUGAGAAGAAAAGAGAAAAACUUGGUGGUGUCAUCUUCAUGUGCAGUGGAAAGACAAAACCUGAUUGUUUCCGAUAUCAUGUAAUGGGUGUCCCAGCUGGCAAAAAGGAUGUUGUUUUAGGAGUCAAGCCUGGGAUGAAGCUUUUUCUUUAUGAUUUUGAUCUGAAGCUGCUGUAUGGGAUUUACAAAGCUUCAUCUUCUGGUGGUAUGAAACUUGAACCCCGAGCUUUUGGUGGUAACUUUCCUGCUCAGGUGCGAUUCACCGUUUCUCGUGAUUGUUUCCCGCUACCAGAGAACAUUUUCAGAAAGGCUAUCAAGGAAAAUUACAAUGAAAAGAACAAGUUCAAAACCGAGCUUACUAUCAGACAAGUUAGGAAGCUUACUGAACUCUUCCGAACAGUAGAAGCUCGUUCAACCUUACAGCCAGUCCGCUCCCCUCCAAAAGCAAGGAUUCGAGAUGUGGAUGAUCGCGAUGUUGGUAGGGCGUACCAUCGGCACAGGGAAAGUGCUGCUGGGGAUCCGUAUACCAUUAGUAAUAUGAACAGAUACAAUGUGCUGCCUCAUGAGAGGGAUUCUCGAGUUGAACGCCGAGAGGAAAUUCCACGCGAUCUCUUUCUUACAGAGAAGAGUUAUCGAGCCUAUGGUCUCCAAGGAGAUGUAAGGUCUGUGGCCUCAGCUUCCCUUGUUAACCCUAUACUGGAACCUCCUUACAAGAGAGAUUAUGAGAGGGACCAUCUUCACCCAGAUCCUAUCUACAUUGAAAACGUCCCUUCACGCGUUGAAGAUCCUUAUUAUCGCAGUGCGAUUUCUGAUCGUAAAGAGGAUCCUUAUUAUGCGUAUCGCUAUGGUGGUUCACCAAGAGAUCCAUAUUUGCCACCUUUAGGUAGGGAAGACAUCCCUAGAAGCUCUUAUGUGGUUGGGGGACGGACUUUGAUUGGGACUGGGACUGAUGACUUGCAGAGGAGGGAGACGGUCCAUGACAGGCAUUACUCAACAUAUUCUGCCGCCGAUGCCUUGUCUGAAUAUGAACGGAUGCAGCAAUACCGCCGAGAGAAUUUGGAAUCCGCAUCUGUGCCAGUUUCAUCUCGUUAUUCUUUUGCUGGCACUUCAUAUUCACUCCGCUGAAGUCAACAAUGUCUCAUGUUACUCUUAAGAUUAUCUUCCAAUCUGGUGCCUCACCUUUAAUAACUUGUAUGGAUGCUGGAUGGUACUUGCGUUUCUGUGGAACUUCUGCAGAAAAGCAUUCUACAUUCUGUCUGGGAUUUGAAAGCUGUAAAAUGAACAAAUUGAAAUUGUUGAUGACAAUUCAAGGAGCAGGCACCAUUAGCUGUUGUUUUAACUUAAUCAUAAUUUGUUGUUCAUUUCUAAUUUUAAUAUGCUGGUACAAUGGUUUGUUUAUUA
Molecule: messenger RNA, 2695 nt
Organism: Arachis duranensis
Lineage: Eukaryota; Viridiplantae; Streptophyta; Magnoliopsida; Fabales; Fabaceae
Exons: 5
Coding region: 371-2419 (682 amino acids)
Source: RefSeq, a predicted model, not a curated record